Molecule: messenger RNA, 2361 nt
Organism: Ramularia collo-cygni
Lineage: Eukaryota; Fungi; Ascomycota; Dothideomycetes; Mycosphaerellales; Mycosphaerellaceae
Exons: 5
Coding region: 1-2361 (786 amino acids)
Source: RefSeq, a predicted model, not a curated record
AUGUCUUCGAGAGGCGCCAGACUACAGAGCAAUCUGGCCAGCGCCGGAGGCAGUUCGCGCUCUCCGACCGGGUCAUCGCUGAUCUUCACACCAACCUCGACUCAACUUGACUUUCAAGAUGCGGAUGGCGUUGGUGAUCAGGAGUUGGAGGCAGAUUCAACUUCCCCGGAGAGCAACAACAACAACAACAUUCUCGACGACUACGUUCACAUUCAUUCCAACAACGACCCAUCGGAUCGUAGCAGUCAUUCCGUACGCAGCUCUGGCCCGAACAUAGGACCAUUUUAUUCCUCGGAGUCACCACAUUCGUACACGGCUACCAUGAUCCCAAGUCAACGUUGGCAAGCAUCAUUCACAUCCACAUCCAGUGUCGGUAUGGACGAGAGCACGCGGCAGCUCUCGUCGACGGAGAUGCACCCGAAUCACAGGACCAGCAACGAACUAUUGUCAAACGUCGGCAAUUUCGAUACCCCUUUCACAGACGCGCUUUACCAGGACCAAGGACUACCUUUACGUACGCCGCCCAACAAUGAUGUGUCAAGCACCUCGUUCGGAAACAUGGCGAUGCUGUCCCGACAGAUGGCGCACUUGUCAGGACCACCAAAUAACAAUGGUUUUGCGCAGUACCACGGUGUCAGCAGUGCCUUUGUGGCCCCAGUUCCUCAGCAACCUUCGCCGAGUAUCCCAUCGCACGAUUCUGUGUACAGUCAGUACAUCCAGUCCAUGUCUCGGAACUCGGCAAUGUUUGCAAACACGCCCCAACUCCCUGCUGCGGUUCAGUCGCAUGAUUUUUCCAGCUACCAACCAGUGCUCCAUACGGCGGACGCCUUGUAUCAACAACAACCAUUGCAUGCAAUCGCAAAUUUCAAAUCAUCCAUUCCCUCUAUCCGCGCAUCAAAUGCCAAUCGUCUCGAUGCGGCUCAAGCAUCAUAUCAACCACCGAGGAGAUCCGCAGCACAGGCAGAGUCUUCUCGAUCCACGACCCUACACGCUCGAGAAAACGCGGAUCGCGUGCGAAAGGGAGGUCGCAGUAGAAACUCUCACCUAUCUGACAAGACGCGAGAAAAGAGCUCCGUGAUGCGUAAAGUCGGCGCGUGCUGGCGUUGCGCCAUGCAGAGAGAUCCUUGCGACCACGGCGAUCCAUGUUCUCGUUGUACCAUGCGAUCACAGCGAGGUCAAACAUACUUUUUCGAUUGUGAUCGUUCAAAGUUGCCGGACUUCGUACAUGAGUUCCUGCCCCCUUCCAUGACAAUCAUGCACCAGAAACAGACCAUUGAAGAUUCCGUUGCGAGUAGUGUCCUCACGUGGGAUCAUGACAACGGCAUCGACAUCUACUUAUCAUCUGGCUAUGGACCACCACUUCGGUGGAAGGUGUACGAAUUCAGGCCCAAAAGCGAAGAAUAUCUACGUCAACUACAAUACUAUCAAGACAACGGCAGUGACCAAAUGGUGCGCACGGUCAACUACUCGCCUCCCUAUGGCCUGCUCAAGAUAGAGCCAAGCGACGAUGCGCACUUGGACACGUACCUGGACCAGUUGUUGCAGCCGCAAUUCCUCUGGGAUUUUGGAUGGACGUUUUACGAGGCGGAGUCUCUCGUCGAUGAAUUCCAAGCCGGAGUGCUCGAUCUGCUUUGCAAGCUUUACCUUACCACCGAGGAUGAUCUUCUGAAACAGCUCCUCUACGACAUCCUCCGCAUGCUACUAAUCACAUACAUCAUGGGCCAUACUCUAACCAUCUCCGACGAUACAGUCCCGACCGUCAUCGCCAACGUCCGACAUUCCCGCAAACCAAGCAAUUACAAUCAGAAAUACACCUCUCCUCGACUGGCCAAUCGCCAACUCAAGUUCUUCUUUGCCGUCUUGCGGAAUGGCAUCUAUGAGAAACUCCUCAAAUGGCAGCAACAGACCCUACAUACCGCCGGGAAGAAAGAUCAAACCUGGCUGCCAGCAUUCUGCGUCACUCUAGGUUUCGCAAUGGUGCUGGAAGAAGUUCAACACACCCUCUUCAUCCAAGCGGACGCCUCCGUUGCCCGCAACGAUAUGACCCGCGAGGAUGCGGAUAGACAAGCCAGCAACGCUUGUGAGAGGAUCGACGCAAGAUUUAAACUCCUCAUCGGCUUGUUUCAAUGCAAGUAUAGAGAUAAGAGAUGGGGUGAUGAUGGCAGUUUUGGACCGGGGACACCUGAGGUGAAGGAUCUCAGCAGCAAGGUAUUCUUGGAGGAGUUGAGGGAGAUUGUCGUGGAGAAGUGCGAUCAUCUAAAGUCUCGCGAGAACGUCGCAUUCUCUCAGGAGAACCAGUGCUAUUUCACAUCUAGAUUGACGGCGAAGUUCCUUGUGCCGUUUUUGAACCUGCCUGGAUAG